Messenger RNA from Corythoichthys intestinalis (scribbled pipefish), 4680 nucleotides. RefSeq names its product un-named hu7912. The record is from RefSeq and is a predicted model, not a curated record. Lineage: Eukaryota; Metazoa; Chordata; Actinopteri; Syngnathiformes; Syngnathidae. Gene Ontology annotation, cellular component: apical junction complex; plasma membrane. The transcript is spliced from 2 exons. Bases 258 to 3449 code for a protein of 1063 amino acids. Gene Ontology annotation, biological process: cell-cell junction organization.
UUCCAUCACGUACAAACACACCCACGCACGCUCUGUUCCACGUUCGACACGACUGGAAGGAGCGGGUGAAGCAGACAUGUAAAGCAUCGGCGAUAAGAGGUUCGACGCAUGGAGGCUCUCGGCAGGUGCGGCAGGCUGCAGCACACACCACCUCCUCCUCCUUCGCCUCUCCAUCGCCCCCUCAUCUGACCAGCUGCAUGGGAAAACGAUUGUCCUGAAAUGCCACGCUGAAUGGAGGACAUUCAAGUUCCACUAAAAUGACCCGGACACAUCCGCCUGAUAUCCUGACAUCAACACUAUAUCAGGACAUUCCUCUUUAUCCGACAACUGAACAGGUCAUUUCUCCUCACUCUUCUUUGCAAUGUGACUUGAAGAUGAUUGAUAAAGCAGAAAUCAUCAACAAAAGACAUUGCCGCAGCUUCGACUUUCUUGAAUCACUGGAUGACCCGCAGUCUGUGUCUUCCCCAAUGGAGUAUCCUUAUAAGCGUCCAGAACAGCAGACUUUACUCAAAGAUCUGACGUGGAAUGGACUAGAUCAACCAGGAUACCUUCGCUUCUCAUCUCCAGAUUUGUUUAACUCCAGGCAAAUCCAACAACACACUAUUCAGGACAAAAGCAGUCAAAUCACAUGGUCAGAUUCUGUAAAUAGAAAAAGAUCAAGAAGUGCUCCCAGAUUCAAAUCCAGUCUCACUCCUGUGCCCAUGUCUGUCUCGCCUCUGGAGGCCAACAAAGACAAGGACGCCCAAGACACAUUGAAGUCCUCUGAAACACAAAGAGAGGCAUACCCCUCCAGUAGGGCUUUUUUGAAUGAGGUCCACCCUAUAAAACUACAACCUCAUGCUCCCCUUUAUGUCUCUGAUUGUUUUGAUGAAGGAAAAUCAGAAAAAACAUCCACAACGCCUCAUGUCAGGUGCCGCGUGGACAUCAAACCAGAUGCUGCUGUACUCCAACACGCAUCCAGGCAGAUCCCCAACCUGCGACCUGCACGACUGGCUUGGCAAAGAUAUUCACAGGCUAGUAGCAGUCGAGGUUUGUAUGUACCACGUCAGAUAUCCUCACCUACACCGACUCCAAGUGAAUGCUUCAGUGGAGAUUUUAGACAAGGAUAUAACUAUUCCACAAGCAUGUCUCCUGUCUCUUACCAGCAUCUAGACAUGUAUCGUAUGCAGUCACCAACAGCAAUGUAUCAGGAACAAAGAGCUUACUCAAAUCCAAACAUCCCAACAAAGUUCUUUUAUACAGAGGACCCAGUUCGAUAUCCAAUUCACCCCUAUUCUAGGGCAUAUCUUCAGGAUGAUAGGUCCAGUUUAGCCAGUCGGGGAAGUACUAUAACAAGUCAGUAUGAUCCGAGGAAUCGGUGGGUGCAUACCCUUCCUCUCAGGUCAUAUUACACAAAUAAUUUUUCAAACCAGGAGCCAUCACACUCAUUGUAUAGUAUGCCCUAUCCUACAAGUGAGGCAGGGUCCUGCUUUUCUCAAACCCCAUCAAGCUCUUACUUUGGAGAUGACCCCCGUUUCAACCCAUACCACCAAAGUUGCUCCAAUCUAUAUUAUCCCAAGCCACCUAACUCUCAUGAGGAGCGGUAUUUUCCAUCAAGGCAGUACCACACAGAAGGCCGAAGACGCCCCCGCAUGUCACAGGCCUUUUCAGAUGACUGGUAUCGCUCAAGUAUAUCCGGUUAUUCCACCCAGUCUUCUCCGUUCACCCCACCAAGAAUAAGGACAGACACUGGUAUAUCCCCAUGGUACACAACACACAGCAUGGAGACAAGCAGGCUUGGGACGGAAGCCAAAAACCACUCCAAGUCUUGGGACAAUAUUCUUUAUCCCCGCCAUGACAGAGAACAAUCUGUGCCUCGCGGAAGAAGUUAUGAGAACCUGUUUUACCAAGGGAGGCAUCGGGCAUCACCCACUGUCUCAUCUCAACCUGUUAUUCUCAACCUUUCAAGUUCACCAAAGCGCUAUGCUGCUCUAUCUCUCUCUGAGACAUCUUUAGAGCGAAGUCCAAGCAAUCUGUGGAAAAAUAACAAGAGUGGCCACUGGUUUGUGACUCCUGAGAUCACCAUAACUGAUAAUGACAUAUGUGCAGGCAACCGUGAGAGACGUGGCGUGCACGCCGUCAAUUGGAAUACUCUGGAGAGUGAAAAGAAAUCUGCUCCAAGAGUAAUAGAUGUUAAGAAGUCAUUCAACACAACAGAAGUGGCUAAAGAAAGGAAACGCAACAAUGUCUCCCUUCAGCAGAGUCUGGAACAACUUGACGAGCUGUUAGCUGACUUAGUGGUUGAUUACAAACCACCAACCAGCAGGAAGCCUAAUGGGGACUUUCUGGAUCAGCUUAAACAUCUGAUUACUGAAGACGAUGAAAAGGUCAGGGGAGCUUCUGAGAUUGAAAAUCUUGAAUGCCUGAGCACACAGCUCCCAUCCUCUAAAUCCAGUCCUGACACAAUCAAAGACCCUGAUAGUGGGUGUGAUGCUUUACAAAGAAGUGCAGAAGAAUGUUCUCCAGACCACAGUGCAGAAGAAGAUGAAACCAUGGUGUGUGCUAACAAGAAAUGUAAGCGUUCUGAAAAUAUGUUCAAUGCAUGCUUGUACUUCAAGUCAUGUCACAGCUGUUACACCUUUUACUGCUCUCGAAACUGUCGUCGGGAUGACUGGGAAACCCACAAAGAAACAUGUCUGUACGGCCGUGUAAGCAGUGUGUGUCGGCACACUAUUAAGUUCUGCAGAGAAAAUGCAGAGAUUCAUAAAGCCUUCUCACGUAUUGCUAAAGCUGGGUACCUCUCCAGAGGAAGAGGUGUCCUCUUUCUGGGUUUUGCCAAUCCAGACACUGCUGAUAACUUUCUUCAAGUUGGGCUUGAGAGCCUUGGCAUGUCACCUACAUACCUGUCUCUCAGAGAGCUGGAUAGCUUUAAGGACAACUUAGGUGAAUAUUGCAAGGAACUGCAGCAGGCAGGUAAUGAGUAUGACCCAAGUGAAUGUUUUCUCUUGAAUGUAUCUGUUGCUGUUGGUGAACUAGUGCCUAACAGACCCUCACCAAGGGUCCAAACACCAACGGUUCGAAAAUAUGCAAAGAUAUCCUUGGCAUCUUCAAGCCCAGAAAAAAAGCUACUAAAAAAGGAUAGUGAAAUGGAAACUCUUAUCCUUACUCCGCCACCGGGAACGCCGGCCCUUGACCAGGAGGGCGAAGAGGGAAGAAAAGCCAGGGAGGUGUGCUUCGUCAACAUUCAGCGUGAACUCAGGAUCAGGGGAGUCUUUCUUCGACACGAGUACCCGAAAAUCUAUAAUCAGCUAUGUGAGUUUGUGGAGAGCAACAAACGGUUCACUCCAACUACUAUUUAUCCAAUAGAUAAGAGAACGGGGAAACAGUUUAUGUGCAUGAUCAUGGCUGCAUCAGAGCCAAGAACAUUAGACUGGGUGGAUACCCCUCAUCUUUUGGAUGAUAUUAUUUAGGACAGCUCUGGAAACGAAUAAUAAUGAUGUCAGUUACACUAAAUGUACAUAAUGUAAAUACAUGCGAUUUGGAAAAUUGAAGACUGAUGAGAGAAUUUGCGAAUGGACAUUUUCCUUUCAUGUUCUACUGACCUUUAGCACACUUAAAUUGACCUACGAUGCACACAAACAUCUGCAAAAGUUUACUCUUGCUUUGAAUUUCUUGCUCUUAGUAAACUCAGUAGACUGCAUGUAAACUGGGCACAAGACAACUAUUCAUGUGUUUGAGAUACUGUAUGAAUGUGUAUGAAUUAUUCCGUUUCUGCUCUACAAUGUACAAAGCACACUACAUUUAUAGUAUUCUAUAUGCACAUCUUCUUGCCCCCACGUAAUAGACACAGAUGUGUCAUUUAACAGAAAUCCCACCAAAUAUUUUUCUCCUAAACAAUUAUAUCUGAAAUUUCUAUCAUACCCUGUUAACAUAAUAUUCCAAAUGGUGACAAGUAUUGAGAAUAUAUCCAUUUAGUAAAUUGUAUUUGUGUGGCUAUUUUUAUAUCAGUCUUUUAGUUACUGUUUGAUAGAAUAUGACGUACAAUCAAGACAGCAUUUUAGUUUUCCAGAUACUAUGAAUUUUAGAUAAAACUUGAUGUGCUUGGUUAAACUGCUUUGUUUAAAAGUGGCCUUUAUUUAAAAAUAUGUAUUUUAAAAGCUAAGUAUAAUUUUUUAAAAUCUUAUGACUUAAAAGGUUGUCUUGACUAGCCCUUAAGACUAGACAUAAAUUUUGCCCAAAGCAUGGUAUUUUUGAUUCAGGUAUGUUAUAAAUAUGGAGUAUUAUUAGAUUUAAAACAACAUAUAGUAUAUUGAAUUUGAUGCUCAUAAAUAAGAGUAAUUUACCUUGAUGACUAUUUUUUGGGUGGAGUUUGUAGACCAUAUGCAAUACAAGGAAAAACAUACUAUAAUAUAAAGAAUUAUCAUUAUUAAUAUGGAAUAGUUUUUUUUUGAAGAAUGUUUUGGGAAAAAUUGUUUUCUUUAAUCUCCAAAUGAAAAGAACGUUCCCAAAAAUCAGCAACACUAAAACGAGAUAAAAUAUGCCUGCUUCCAUUGUCAUUGCUGACUAAAAUAAGAUUGCUCUUUUACUGGAUUAUAUCUUUGUGCAAGAUUUCAAAUUUAUAUUUUGUGAUGUUUAUAACCUAUAUAUAGGUAUAUAAUAAAUGGAAUUGAACAAAUUACUUCAGGGUCUUGCUUCUGUGCA